Molecule: messenger RNA, 1116 nt
Organism: Helobdella robusta
Lineage: Eukaryota; Metazoa; Annelida; Clitellata; Rhynchobdellida; Glossiphoniidae
Exons: 5
Coding region: 86-550 (154 amino acids)
Biological process (GO): protein polyubiquitination; DNA repair; proteasome-mediated ubiquitin-dependent protein catabolic process
Cellular component (GO): HULC complex
Molecular function (GO): ubiquitin conjugating enzyme activity
Source: RefSeq, a predicted model, not a curated record
UAGUAAAAAUUCAAAGGAUCAUUAUUUUGAUACCUCAUAAAAAGACUAAAAGUUAAUUUAAGUUUAAAUUUAAAAUCUCGUCAAGAUGACGACUCCUGCUAAAAGACGCCUUCUCAGAGACUUCAAAAGACUGCAAGAGGACCCGCCAUCUGGUGUCAGCGGUGCUCCCAGUGAGAACAACAUCAUGCUCUGGAAUGCUGUCAUAUUUGGUCCCCAGGACACACCUUUUGAAGAUGGGACUUUCAAGCUGACGCUGGAGUUCACAGAAGAGUACCCCAACAAACCACCAGUUGUCAGAUUCACCUCCAAGAUGUUUCAUCCUAAUGUAUACGCAGACGGUAGCAUAUGUCUAGACAUCCUACAGACCAGAUGGAGUCCUACCUACGAUGUCUCAGCCAUACUCACUUCUAUACAAUCUCUUCUACAUGAUCCAAAUCCGAACAGUCCAGCGAACAACGCGGCAGCCCAGCUGUACAGGGAGAACAGGAGGGAGUAUGAGAAGAAGGUGGCCGCUGUCGUCCAGGCCAGCUGGAAUGACGAUGACGAGUGAUGCUGGUGGUCGUGAUGUGGUGAUGAAUGAAUGAAUGAAGGAAGGAAGGAAGGAAGAUGUUGUGUGCUGUUGUGAUCAGAAGGUUGAUAGUUUGAUUGGGGCGAUGGGAUGAUGAUUAGGUAAUGAUGAUGGUGAUGAUAAAAACGUGAUUGGUAAUGAAUGAAUGAAUGAAUAAACAAAUGAAUGAGUGAAUGAAUGAACGAACGGAGGAAUGAAUGAAUGAAUGCUUGGAAAACGGAAAAUGAUCAUGAACAUUAGUGAUUUGGACGGAAUAAGUAUUAAUAAUAUAUGAUAAGCUUUCGAUUGGCAUUUUGUGAUGUUAUUGUAAUAAUUGUACAUAGCAUUAGGCAAGUUAAGAGUUCAGUCUGUCUAUGUAUGUAUGUAUGUAUGUAUAUAUGUGUGUGUGUAGGUAGGUAGGUGUAUGUGUAGCUAGGUUUGCAUGUGUGUAGGUAGGUGUGUGUGUAUUUGUGUGUGUGUGAUCGAAUUUUUAUCAUUUUACUGUGCAAACCCGAAACGACGAACAAAAGUUAUCAUCAUCAUCAUUAUAACAUGGUUAUCUGAGUUGA